AUGUGGGAGAUGGAGAUGAUGAUUGGCAUCUCGAUGGGUCAACGGGCCACCCGUGAGACCGAGGAGGCGAACGCCACGCCUGGGAUCGAUGGCUCAGCUACGGGAAACGUUGAGGAAAGGAAAGACCAUAGCCGUCUGGAUGGCAAAUUGAGAGAUGGAUCUUUGCGAGACUGGGUGUUUGAAGAGAUGGACCGAAUCUGGGGCGAUCUCGAGCCACCUAUGUCAGUGAUGGUGGUGAUACAUCUUGACAUGAAUAAUGUGAUCCGCUGGGCAUCUCCAAAGAGGCAGAAUCGACGGGUGAUCACAGAAUUUUCUGGCUUUGGCGGGGGACUAAGAACUGCGAAAUACGAACGAACUGUGUGUGACGUGGGGAACAAGAAAGAGGAAGAAAUUGUAGUUGAAGUUCGAGAGACCUCCAAUUAG
Fonsecaea nubica is the source of this 423-nucleotide messenger RNA. RefSeq lists its product as hypothetical. The transcript has a single exon. Lineage: Eukaryota; Fungi; Ascomycota; Eurotiomycetes; Chaetothyriales; Herpotrichiellaceae. The record is from RefSeq and is a predicted model, not a curated record. The coding region runs from base 1 to 423 and encodes 140 amino acids.